UGCAAACCUUUGCAUUAUUUGACAAUCAUGAAUCAACGGGUGUGUAUUCUGUUGUUGCUGUUGGCCUGGGUUGGAGGUUUUCUGCAUGCUGUUGUUCAACUUCUCUUUGUUUACAACCUUCCCUUCUGUGGUCCCAAUGUCAUCGACCACUUUAUCUGUGACAUGUACCCGUUAUUAAAACUUGCCUGCACUGACACCUAUGUUAUUGGUCUCACUGUAGUUGCCAAUGAUGGAGCAAUCUGUGUGGUCAUCUUUACAGUCUUACUCAUUUCCUACGGGGUCAUUCUGCACUCUCUGAAGACCCAUAGUCAGGAAGGGAGGCGCAAAGCCUUAUCCACUUGUGGCUCUCACAUUAUAGUGGUGGUCCUCUUCUUUGUCCCUUGCAUUUUUAUGUAUGUGAGACCUCCUUCUACUUUACCCAUUGAUAAAUCCUUGACUGUGUUUUACACAGUUAUCACCCCUAUGUUAAACCCUCUGAUCUAUACUCUGAGAAACGGAGAGAUAAAAAAUGCUAUGAAAAAGCUGUGGACCAGAAGAAGAAAAUGA
Messenger RNA from Enhydra lutris kenyoni (northern sea otter), 546 nucleotides. RefSeq names its product olfactory receptor 4A47-like. Gene Ontology annotation, cellular component: membrane. Gene Ontology annotation, biological process: G protein-coupled receptor signaling pathway. Gene Ontology annotation, molecular function: olfactory receptor activity. NCBI's taxonomy places the organism in Eukaryota, Metazoa, Chordata, Mammalia, Carnivora, Mustelidae. The record is from RefSeq and is a predicted model, not a curated record. The annotation marks the transcript as partial. The transcript has a single exon.